This is a messenger RNA of Juglans microcarpa x Juglans regia, 2149 nucleotides long. RefSeq names its product ABC transporter G family member 4-like. Gene Ontology annotation, molecular function: ABC-type transporter activity; ATP hydrolysis activity; ATP binding. Lineage: Eukaryota; Viridiplantae; Streptophyta; Magnoliopsida; Fagales; Juglandaceae. The record is from RefSeq and is a predicted model, not a curated record. Bases 183 to 2027 code for a protein of 614 amino acids. Gene Ontology annotation, cellular component: membrane. The transcript has a single exon.
CAGCGUCGGGACAGCCCACCAAAAACUUUUUAAUUCUUUCUUUCUUUUCUUAUCUUAAUUCCAACAACAUUAUACUCCAAACUCAUGGAAACUAUAAUCUCCAUUAACACAUCUCCCCACAUCUCCCUCUCCUUUCCCUUACUCUCCCAAGCUUCAAUAUCCCGAUUCCCAUCACCAUUUCAAUGGAAGACCAAUCUACAGACACGCCGCCACCGCCACCGCCGGCGCCGGCGCCGGCGCUAAAGAGCUACAAACUAACAGCCUCUUCAAUCUCCUACACAAAAUCAAGCACCAUUAAUAUUUCCAGUACUACUAGAGCCAUUGCACCCCUGAUCUUCUUCUUCUUCAAACCUUGCUCCAUACUCCCUCCCACUAAUUACAUCCUCCGUGAUGUCUCCCUCACUGCAUAUCCCUCUCAAAUCUUGGCCAUUGUUGGCCCCAGCGGAGCUGGAAAAUCCACCCUCUUAGACAUUUUGGCUUCCCGAGUUUCACCCACAAAUGGCUCUCUUUUUCUCAACUCUUCUCCCGUCAACCCUUCCUCAUUCCGCAAACUCUCCGCCUAUGUCCCUCAGCACGAUGCAUGCCUUCCCUUACUCACUGUUUCCGAGACUUUCGCCUUUGCUGCUCGCCUAGUGCAUGUCCCAAAAACAUCUGAUAUUUCCGCCAUUGUUUCCUCUCUUCUGACCGAGCUCAGGCUCACGCAUUUAGCAAACACCAGGCUUGCUCAUGGCCUCUCGGGUGGGGAACGUAGACGCGUUUCCAUAGGCCUAAGCCUUCUCCAUGACCCUGCAGUAUUGCUUCUUGACGAGCCAACUUCAGGCCUCGAUAGCUCUUCUGCUUUCAACGUAAUGCAAACACUUAAAUCCAUUGCCACUUCCCGUCACCGCACUGUGGUUUUGUCUAUACACCAACCAAGCUUCAAAAUCCUCUCCACCAUUGACAGAAUCCUUUUGCUUUCAAAAGGGACUGUGGUGCAUCAUGGGACACUUUCUUCACUGCAGUCUUUCUUGGUUUCGAAUGACUUGAAUGUUCCUCCACAGCUCAAUGCAUUAGAAUACGCCAUGGAAGUACUUAACCAACUCAAGGAGCUUAAACCCCUCACACCACCAUCAGUCCCUGAUCCAUCACCCAAUAAUUCCACAGCCUCCCUUGAUGGGGAUGCAAAAAAUGUAAAAUAUAGGAGCUCUCGGGUGCAUGAGAUCCUCAUCCUUUAUAACAGGUUUUGGAAGAUCAUUUACAGAACCAGACAGCUUCUUCUAACCAACACAUUGGAAGCUCUUGUUGUUGGUCUUGUUCUGGGAACAAUUUACAUCAAUAUUGGUUUUGACAAGCAAGGCAUUGAAAAGAGGUUCGGUUUCUUCGCUUUCACUCUCACCUUCCUUCUCUCUUCUACAACUGAAACCCUUCCAAUCUUCAUCAAUGAAAGGCCAAUACUUUUAAGAGAAACUUCAAGCGGUGCUUAUAGAAUCUCUUCUUAUCUCAUGGCAAACACCCUCGUUUUCUUGCCCUACUUGCUCGCCAUCGCAAUCAUAUACUCGGUCUCGGUUUAUUUCUUGGUCGGUCUUUGUUCUUCAUGGCAAGCUUUUGCUUACUUUGUAAUGGUUAUCUGGGUCAUAGUUCUGAUGGCGAAUUCUUUCGUGCUCUUCUUGAGCUCUCUUGCUCCAAACUACAUUGCGGGUACUUCGCUCGUGACGAUACUUUUAGGGGCUUUCUUUCUCUUCUCUGGCUACUUCAUCUCCUCAGAAAGUAUGCCAAAGUACUGGCUUUUCAUGCAUUUCCUCUCAAUGUAUAAGUAUGCGCUUGAUGCCCUACUCAUCAAUGAGUAUUCUUGCCUUGUCUCGAGGUGUUUCAUAUGGUACGAAGAGAACAAAGAGUGCAUGGUGACUGGCGGCGAUGUGUUGCAGACGAGAGGGCUCCACGAGGGGCAUAGAUGGACGAAUAUUUACAUCUUGGUUGGUUUCUUUGUGUUCUAUCGCGUGCUUUGCUUUCUGGUUUUGAUCAGAAGGGUUUCAAGAUCCAAAAAGUGAUACAAAGCUACUCUUUACUUUAUAGUUAUUUUUACUUUUAAUUAUUUUCAUCUGUUUUUCAAGAACUGAUCAAGCACCUCAUGUAAUGUUUCCAUGAUCAUAGGCUUCACUUUUAAUAAAAA